Messenger RNA from Ceratosolen solmsi marchali, 950 nucleotides. It is a transcript of the gene vih, whose product is annotated as ubiquitin conjugating enzyme vih. The record is from RefSeq and is a predicted model, not a curated record. The coding region runs from base 147 to 695 and encodes 182 amino acids. The transcript is spliced from 4 exons. NCBI's taxonomy places the organism in Eukaryota, Metazoa, Arthropoda, Insecta, Hymenoptera, Agaonidae.
CGUCAGUAUGAUCAGCAGCAUUCAAAUUUCCGAAGCCCCUCAGUGACUGUUGUGUACCUCGACCGAAGUUAGUGUAUAAUAUCGAACGAUCUGGCAUUCGGAGAAUAACUUUUUGACAAAAAUAUAAUCGGUAAUUAAGAUUUAUAAUGGCUCAGAAUAUUAAUCCAUUCUAUUCGUCACAUGGGGCGCAAAGUAAGGCUCGAGAGGAGAAGCAAAAUAUGCCCAAAGACAAUCACGCAGUGAGCAAACGCUUGCAGAAGGAGCUUAUGUUGUUAAUGAUGAGUACCGAAAAAGGCGUUUCUGCUUUUCCCGAAGGAGAGAAUCUUUUUAAAUGGAUUGGAACGAUCAAUGGCCCUCAUGAUACAGUAUAUGCGGGGUUGACAUAUAAAUUAACUUUAGAAUUUCCACAUAGUUAUCCAUACAGUGCACCCGUAGUACGUUUUAUGACACCGUGCUUUCAUCCAAACGUUGACAAUGUGGGUAAUAUAUGUUUGGAUAUUUUAAAAGAUAAAUGGAGUGCUCUUUAUGAUGUUCGUACCAUUCUUCUAUCGAUCCAAUCAUUACUCGGUGAGCCUAAUAAUGACAGUCCUCUAAAUCCUCAAGCAGCAGAACUAUGGAACGAUCAAACAAAAUUCAAAAAACAUUUGACUGAUGAAUAUCACAAAGCACAAGAAGAAUCGCAACAAGAUUCAUGAUAAGCAAUUUUCAUACUCAUUCGCUAAUCAUUCAUUUAAUUUAAGAUUACGUUUAAAAAUAUCUGUUUUUAACAAUUCGUCUCAUAAUAAGAAAUAGCCAUUACAUUCAAACCAAGGAGACAUAUAUUUGAAAAAGAAAUGUCUCAUAAUUUAAAAACAUUUUAAACUUUACGUCGCUAAAAUAUAGUCAAUACAAAACUGCAAUUAUUAAAUGUUUUACAUUACUUAUUUGUAAUAAUAUAUAUUCAUUUUUAA